CAGCACAACCACAUUGUGGAAGGCAUUUCCCACUGAUCUCCAGCCUUGUCCUAAAUUUCAGUUGUAUACUGGGAAAUUGUGUCCGUAUUCCCGUGUCAUGGAUUUAAUGAAGGAUGGAAAAGCAUACAGAUCCCAGAAACCACGCAACGUGCGUGGCUAAAAAUGGAGUGUUGAGAUUCGACUACAUUGUGCGCGUGCUGCGCACUUUUUGCAGAUAUUUCAUGAAGCACAUCGGUUUUAACUAAUGGCAAAGAAAAAAUGUGUUGCACAAUACAACGAAGAAUGCUCAAUGCUACGAAAUCGGAGAGGCCAGAUGAAUACAGGGGAGCAGAGCCCUGUUUCAACCCAUCAUGAGUCGACCCAGGAGAAUACGGAGGAUGAUGGACUGUCUGAAGGUGACAGCCAAUCCUUAAAUGGCACAUCGGCACAACAUGACCAGGGCAUUUACUCUCCAAAUAAUGAGGCACAAAGCACAGCUUUCUUUCUGUUGGUGGUGUUGCUCUCUUUUUCCACACGCCUUUACAAAAUCAUGGAACCCCCUCAUGUAUGCUGGGAUGAAACCCACUUUGGGAAAAUGGGGAGUUACUACAUUAACAGAACCUUCUUCUUUGAUGUCCACCCACCACUUGGCAAAAUGCUGAUCGGGCUAGCUGGGUACAUGACUGGCUACGAUGGCACCUACCCUUUCCUUAAACCUGGGGACAAAUAUGAGCACCACAACUACUGGGGGAUGAGAGGGUUCUGUGCAUCUCUGGGCUCCUGUCUGCCCCCCUUUGCCUACCUCACAGUGCUGGAGUUGUCCCAGUCCCCGACAGCUGCCCUCAUCACUGCUGCAGUGCUGGCCUUUGACACUGGCUGCAUAACCAUCUCUCAGUACAUCCUUCUCGACCCCAUUCUCAUGUUCUUUAUAAUGGGAGCAGUGCUCAGCAUGGUCAAGUUUAAUCGACAGAGAUAUAGGCCCUUUAGCGCACGCUGGUGGUUCUGGCUGGUACUGACAGGGGUGAACCUGUCUGGGGCUCUGGGGGUUAAGUUUGUGGGGCUGUUUGUCAUCCUGCUGGUGGGAAUGAACACAGCCUGGGACCUGUGGAGUUUGCUGGGGGAUCUGCACCUCUCUCUGAUUGAUUUUGGGAAGCACGUGUUGUCCAGAGUGUUUGGGCUUAUCCUGCUUCCCCUGUUCCUGUAUGUUACAAUAUUUGCAGUCCACUUUGUUGUCCUGAACAAAAGCGGUCCAGGAGAUGGCUUCUUCAGCUCUGCUUUUCAGUCCCGUUUGAUUGGAAACAACCUACACAAUGCUUCCAUGCCUGAGUACCUGGCAUAUGGCUCUAUCAUCACUGUGAAGAACCUGCGUAUCGCUGGAGGAUACCUCCACUCUCACUGGCAUCUGUACCCAGAGGGUGUCGGAGCAAAGCAGCAGCAGGUCACAGCAUACCUCCAUAAGGACUAUAACAACAUGUGGCUGGUGCAUAGAUCCAAUGACAGUGAUGCACAAUCAGGAGAACCUGACCUUGUUCGUCAUGGUGAUAUUAUUCAAUUGGAGCACAAAGAGACUACCCGUAACCUUCACAGUCACCUCCACGAGGCACCUCUCACUAAAAAACACUUCCAGGUCACAGGCUAUGGCAUCAAUGGAACAGGUGACCCUAAUGACCUGUGGCAGGUGGAGUUGUGUGGGGGUCGGAAGGGCGACCUGGUCAAGGUGUUACGCAGCAAAGUACGCUUCCUGCACCGAGCAACUGGCUGUGUGCUCUACUCCUCUGGCAAGACUCUCCCCAAAUGGGGCUGGGAACAGGUGGAGAUUACAUGUAGCCCAUAUCUGAAGGAGACCCCAAACUCUCAAUGGAAUAUUGAGGAUCAUAUCAAUACCAAAUUGCCCAACAUUAGCCUUUCAGUGCUGAAGCCCCACUUCCUGGAGAUAUUGCUGGAGUCCCACAUCGUUAUGAUCAGGGGUAACAGUGGGUUGAAGCCCAAAGACAAUGAAAUGAACUCUAAACCCUGGCAUUGGCCAAUCAACUACCAGGGAUUGAGGUUCUCUGGAGUGAAUGAGACUGAAUACCGUGUCUACCUAUUAGGGAACCCUGUGAUCUGGUGGCUGAACCUGGUCAGUCUGGGCCUGUAUGUGGUUAUGGUGGCAGUGGCCUCUCUGGCCCUCCGCAGAGGAGUCCAACUGGACAAGAGAAGAAUUGAGCAUUGUCGCGUGCUGAUGGAAGGUGGAGGGCUGCUGCUCCUGGGCUGGUUGCUGCACUACGUACCCUUCUACACCAUGGGCCGCAUCCUCUACUACCACCACUACUUCCCUGCCAUGCUCUUCAGCAGCAUGCUAACAGGGAUUACUUUGGACACCCUGCUGCAGAGUGCUGACCUAUGGCUCCGCCCACCCUAUUCUCACUGGCUGCUCAGAGGAGGACAGGCAAUGCUAUUCCUGGCCAUCCUUGAUAGCUUUUACAUGUUUCACCCUCUGUCCUAUGGUAUGAGAGGGCCGCUGGCCCAUGACCCUGAUAGUACCAUGGCUGGCCUGAAGUGGAUGGACUCCUGGGAGUUUUAGGCAGGUGAACAGUCAGGAAGAGUUCUGACUGACAUAGUGAUGUAUCAGUGGUAUUUUAGCAGACAUGCAGGUGUCUGUUUCUUAUAGACUAUGUGAACUUCAGUAUUUUUCAUAAUGUGCAUAGCUAUGGAUUGUUAAAUAUUUAACAUUAAAGUAUUUUAUAGUCAGUUACGUCCAAAUAUUUCUAAGUGUUUUAAUUCAACAUUGAAAACUGAAUAUUUUAGUGACUUUCUACACUU
Messenger RNA from Oncorhynchus gorbuscha (pink salmon), 2781 nucleotides. It is a transcript of the gene pomt2, whose product is annotated as protein-O-mannosyltransferase 2. Gene Ontology annotation, cellular component: endoplasmic reticulum; membrane. Gene Ontology annotation, biological process: protein O-linked glycosylation via mannose. Gene Ontology annotation, molecular function: dolichyl-phosphate-mannose-protein mannosyltransferase activity. The transcript is spliced from 21 exons. The coding region runs from base 245 to 2542 and encodes 765 amino acids. Lineage: Eukaryota; Metazoa; Chordata; Actinopteri; Salmoniformes; Salmonidae. The record is from RefSeq and is a predicted model, not a curated record.